AUGGACUCAACGCCGGAAAUAUUACCAAUCGAUACUCUCCCUAGCGGAAUGCAUACCACGAAUACCUCAACCGGCAUUUUCCCCUCCCUGACGGACGGGUAUAUUGCCGAAGGCACCAACACUGGAAACAAAACCUACGAACUUGACUCUCAGGUUUCCAAUUAUGUUUCUGAAGCUCAAGAUGUACUCGGCUCCUAUGAAAUUUCCCCUGAAGCAGUCGUUAUUGCCGCAUGGGCUUGCACCGUUUCCAAGUAUAUUGGAGAAGACGAUGUUUCCUUCUACGUCUUCCUAGAUGGCAAAUUCAAUUGGAAAUUUUCGAUCUGCCGUUUAAAUCUCCAUGAAUCCCAAACAAAACUGCAACUCCUCCAACGGACACAGACCUUCCUUAAUGAUAUCAAGGUCCGAGGUAUACCCGUUAACGAUUCAUUCCAACACGAGUCGUAUGAAUUGUUCAGUGAGCCCGCCAAUACAGCGGUUAUAUAUUCUAAUGGGCUUUGCGAUAGCGCUUCACCUACACUCGAGCAUAUAAUGCAUAAGAAAAAGUUUCUUAGCCUUAACGUUUUAAAAGGCAGAGGUGGCACAGACUGCUAUAUGGGCUAUCAACAUUGCAUGCUUUCGGAUGGACAAGCGAUCAACGUUAGUACGACAUUCGUCACAAUUUUUUCUAGCCUAGGAAAGGAAUUGAACAUUUCCAUUGGAUGCAUGGAUUUCAUGAACCAAUCUCACCUGGACCAAUUGUGGAAAUUCAACGAUACUGUCCCUGAGAAACCCUGGAGCGAAUGCUUUCAUCAGGUGGUCGAGCGCCAUGCCCUAGAUAGACCGUUGGCGCAGGCUAUAGACGCAUGGGAUGCGCAACUUACGUACCAAGACUUGUCUAGGUUGACAACUCGUCUUGCACAAUAUCUCCAAACCCAAGGUGUGGGCCCUAGGGUUAUCGUCCCAAUUUGUUUCGAGAGAUCAGCUUGGGCGAUAGUUGCCAUGCUAGCUGUCUCUAAGGCCGGAGGUGCCUUCGUCAGCAUCCCGCCUUACCUUCCACUUGGCAGACGGGCGGCUAUAAUUCAAAUGGUUGGGCCGACAAUAGUGUUGACGACGUCGGACCAUGGCCAUCUCUGGACCCCCGGGUUUAACUGGAUUCCGAUAGAAGGUGACCGUAUUAAUCGCUUGCCAGCUUGUGACACCGCAUUAAUCUCGAGUGUAAAACCGACAGAUAUGCUCUACGUUAUUUUCACCAGUGGUUCAACAGGCGUGCCAAAGGGGUGCAUGGUUUCACAUUUGUCCUUCCUGAAUGGAGCCCUUAAAAAGGCGCCCGAGUGGAAGUUUGGGCCAAAUCGCCGUGUCCUUCAGAUGCUAAGCCACACAUUUGACAUGAGCCUUCUCGAGAUUUGCACUAGUCUAGGUUCUGGAGCAUGCGUAUGCGUGCCUCGGACGGAAGAGAUUGAGGAAGGCCUCUCUCAUGCGAUCAAUAAGUACAACAUAACGUUAGCGGUCAUGACUCCAUCGCUUGCCCGUAGAUUGGACCCUCACACUGUACCCGGCCUAAAGGUUCUAUGUCUAGGAGGCGAAGCAUUUCCCAAGGAAAUUGUCACGCUAUGGUCGGAGAAAAUUAAUCUGUUCCAAUUCUACGGUCCCAGCGAGUGCUCUAUAAAUUCAUCGACCCGGGCAAUUACUCACAGAAACACUGACCCUUCAAAUAUCGGGGUUCCAAAUAACGCGGCGUGCUGGGUUGUUAUGCCAAAUAACUAUAAUAAGCUCGUCCCCGUUGGUGCGAUUGGAGAAUUGCUCGUCUCUGGGCCUAUUGUUGGAUUAGGAUACCUCAAGGACCCAGUCAAGACAUCUCAGGUUUUCCUAGAUGAUGUGGUAUUUUUGCAAAGUGAUCCUCGGUACAAAAAUUUCUGCUGCUACAAAACCGGCGACCUAGUCCGCUGGAACUCUGAUGGAACCCUCACAUUUUGCGGUCGAGUAGACGCACAAGUGAAACUUCACGGUCAGCGCCUAGAACUCGGAGAAGUUGAGUUCCAUUUGACUCUCCACAGUGAGGUCCGCCAUGCCGUGGCGAUAGUUCCCAAGACUGGGCGGAGCCAAAACAAUUUAAUUUCAGUCAUUUCUUUGAAGUCAAACCCGGGAAGUCGCAGCAUGACCAACAACAUGUCACUGCUUAAUGAUCAAUCAAUUGAUACAGUCGCUCGAUCUCUCCGAGCCCAGCUGCAGAAUGCACUACCAAGAUAUAUGGUGCCAACGAUAUGGGCGUUUGUCGAGUCCAUGCCCAUGUCAGCUUCUGGGAAAAUAGAUCGUGUCAGAGUGCGGAAAUGGGUCGAAGACAUGUCAGAGACAACAUUUUCUGAAAUAACUGGGACUAGGCCUGAGUUUAUGGAUAACGCUGAGCCUACAACCCAUAUUGAAUGGGUAAUCCAGGAAGCCUGGAGCAACGUUCUCGGGUUAUCUCCACAACGGGUUGGCCUUCAUCAGUCUUUCAUCCAACUCGGCGGAAACUCCAUUCUCGCUCAGGAAGUCGUUGCUAAAUGCCGCAAAAAUAGCGUCGGCCUAACAAUAAUGAACAUUCUGACGUGCGAGGGGGUCUCCGCGGCCGCAGUUAUGGCGACUUCACUUACCAAAAUUAAUACUCCAAGCAAAUCAGACUCUGUUGUCCGUUUUCAAACAGCUUGGAAGAAACUCCAGCAGGAUUACAGUCUUUCCUAUCUGAAAGUUUCCCACUUUGACGAAAUUGAAGACGUAUACCCAUGUACUUCGAUGCAAGCGGGCAUGUUCAUUGGCCAAAUCCGUAAGCCGGGGUCAUAUCAUCUUCGCUUCUUUUACAAGGUUAGGUCUAAGACGGGGAGUUUGCUUAGCUUUGCAAAGGUGGAAGCUGCAUGGCGUAGAGUUGUUGCUCAUCAUCCAUCGCUUCGCACAAUCUUCGUGGACGAUCUUGGAGCUGACGCUGCCUAUCAUUCAGUUGUGAUACGGCAGCCUCGGGUUGACCUUCGCGUGCAUGAGGUGCCAGCAAAUACAUCCUCAUCUGAUGCCAUGGAAAUCUUCACUCGUUCAGUAGAGUCUUUUAAAAAAGGCUCGCCCUUCCACCGAGUGACCGUAUGUGUGUGCGAUAGCGAGGUCACCUACUUGAUGGUGGAAAUUUCUCACGCCCUGGUGGACGGAGCCGCGAUGGAAGCUCUUAUGAGAGACUUUGCUCAUGCUUGCGAUGAGAAGUCGCUUUCUCACCACGCUCCAAGGUAUCGCGAUUUUGUGGAAUACACGGCCACACGGAACAGCGAGGCAAGUGCUAAAUACUGGACGGCUUAUCUUGAGAAUUGCCCGCCAUGCAUGAUUCCAGUAAACACACGGAUUGCCUUCGACUCUUCACCAACUUGCUUCUUGCGAAAAGAUUUCGAUUAUGAAAGAAGUGAUAACUUCUUAUCCAGCUGCAAGGAGAAGCAUAUAACUAUAGCAUCCGCGAUUAGAGUUGCAUGGGCAUUGGUCCUUCGGGCCUAUACUGGUUCUCGAGAUGUCUCUUUUACUUAUGUUGCUGCUGGAAGGGACGUUCCAAUCGAGAAUAUUGAUCAAAUGAUUGGACUAUGCCUAAGCAUACAGCCUUGUCGUGCGCAGUUCGUACCCGAUGCAACCUUGGCAACUCUUGCGAGGAAAAUGCAACAGGAGUACAUUGAGAGUAUACCAUACCAACACUACCCCUUAACAGAGCUAAAAGGUAGACUCUAUCCUGAAGGCAGCGAGGCAAUGUUCAAUACAGCGGUAUCAAUGGAGUGGACAGCUAAAACGGAUCCGUAUGCUGAGUCUUCUUUAGUCCUUGAGGAAAUCAGGGAGCAGGAUGACCCAACGGAGUACGACCUAGUUGCCAACGUCGAUAUUUUGCACGGCCAGAUCAAACUUGGCUUCUUAUACUGGCCAUCCCUUACUGAUACCGACGUAACAUACAUCGCGAAUACAUUUAAGAAGGCUUUAAAUUGCUUCCUUGAGUCUGUCGAUGCAUCCAUCGAUUCUAUAUCGUUGCUUUGCGAUAGCGACUUUAACAAAAUGGAUUCCAUGCAGCAUCCACCACUGAAUGCGGUGGAAAUGAGUGUACUCGAUGCUGUGGAGGGGCAGGCGACGUCACAGCCAGAUCUCCGAGGCAUCCUAUCCUGGGAUGGAGAAUUCUCCUACAACCAAAUGGUAAAAUGGUACACGAGACUUGCGAAGUAUCUAAUCUGCCAAGGUGUGAACCGUGGGGAUCAUAUUGUCGCAUGUCUCGAUAAAUCAUGCUGGUCUAUCAUCACUCUACUUGGAAUCAUGAAGGCCGGUGCUACUUUUGUAGCUGCAAACCCACUUCAUUCGCAGCAGCGCCUUAAGGCUAUUGUUGAGCACUGUUGCGCGAGACUUGUCGUUACUGAAUCCAAGUAUAUUUCACUUUUUGAUACCACCGAAACUCCAACGAUUGCGGUAGGCAAGCAAGAUGUCGAAUACUCCGUCCCAUCUACCGAGGUUUGCUUACCUGUAAUAAAUGGCACUGACAAAGCAUCGAUCGUCUACACCUCGGGAACCACAGGAGCCCCUAAAGGGAUCGUUAUAGACCACGGGUCUCUCGCCACAAGCAUAUUGGUUGGACACGGACGAAGUUAUAAAUUUUCCCGAGAGACGCGAACGCUGCAAUUUGCAUCCUUUACUUUCGAUGCCUCUCUGCAAGAAAUCCUCACAACUUUGGCACAUGGCGGUUGCAUAUGUGUGCCUUCUGAAGAUGAGCGACUAUCAAAUCUCUCGCAUUGCAUUAACCAGAUGCAAGUGAAUUUGGCAUUAUUUACACCAACUGUGGCAAGACUAAUUAGACCUCAAGAUGUUCCCUGCCUGAAGACUUUGAUUCUCUGUGGCGAGCAAAUGUCCCGCCAGGAUGUAGCAACAUGGGCUGACUUUGUUGAUCUCUACAAUGGAUAUGGUCCAGCUGAAACAACCAUAUGUGUUUCUGUAAAAGGUCCAAUUAACCCAGCUGAUGAUCCCACAAACCUCGGCCAUGCGGUAGCAGGCACCCGUAUCUGGAUUACAGAGGUAACAGACGAUAACCGGCUUGCCCCUACUGGGUGCGUAGGGCAGCUUGUUGUUGAAUCUCGUCAAGUUAGCCAGGGCUACCUCCGUGAUUUACAGAGGACAACGACCUCAUUCAUUCAUCCGGCCUGGCUUCCUCAUGGGAGAGUGUACAAAACAGGAGACUUGGGACGACGAAACGCUGAUGGCAGUCUCACCUACUGUGGACGCAAGGACACACAAGUUAAAAUACGCGGCCAGCGGGUUGAGCUUGGCGAAGUUGAACACCAUGUGCGUGAGUGCUUUCCGGACGUAUCAGCAGUAGUGGCGGAGGUGAUCCGGCCGGCUGGAGAAGACAAGACGGUGCUUGGUGCGUUCCUAUGUUCCAGCGCAGGUAUAGACUGUGUGUCAGCUGGGAAUCAACAUGCCAUAGAGGAGGUUGUUACUGAAGUCCGGCCUUUGUGGACGUCAAAGAGUGUCAUACAACAGCUGGAAGAUCGCCUACCAUGCUAUAUGGUUCCCGCAGCAUUUUUCGCCGUGUCCGCAAUACCAAUCACUGUGAGUGGCAAAACAGAUCGACAUCGCCUGCGUGAGAUAGGCUCCGCUUUCUCAGUUGAACAACUCGCACAGACGAACAAUGAACAUGGUCGAGAUAGGCGGUCGCCUUCAACUAAGAUAGAGCUGCAGCUGCAACAGUUAUGGGCCACCGUGCUAAAUGUUGAAAAGGACCAAAUCAGUUUGGACAGUAGUUUUUUUCGUCUUGGUGGAGAUUCUGUCUCGGCCAUGAAAGUGGUCGCGGCCGCGCGGAAGACCGGUAUCAUAUUAACCGUAGCAGACAUAUUCCGCCAUCCUCAUAUUGAUGAGCUGGGUAGAAUGGCUAGAUCUUCAUCUACUCCGACAGUAAACCCUCUUGUCGCCGAGCCAUUCGUGCAUUUCGACACAGGAAACCUGAAGCACAUCAUAUCACUUACACAGCCUGGCCCUUACGCCAGAGAUGUUUCUAACAUCGAAAAUGUCCUCCCAGCCACUGAUGUACAGGCAUUUUAUGUCGCGCGUGCAUCCGAAUCCUCCCAAGAGGCCCUUAACUACUUUUAUCUUGAUUUCAAGGACGACCUUUGCUUGAACCGUCUGAACAAAGCUUGCUAUGACAUAACUGAUCAUUUCUCUAUAUUACGCACAAUAUUUGUCUUAUUUUGUGGCAAGACAUAUCAAAUCAUCCUCCGCAAACUCAAGACAGUCCUUCAAGUUCGUGACGCCGAGGAAGACUUGUGCCAAGCAAGUGAUGCGUUCUGUCUUAAGGAUCUAGAAAACGGAGUCAACCCUGGUUCACUCUUUUGGUCGCUCACGCUCAUUCGGCAUCCAUAUUCGGGGUCUCGACUCAUUUUCCGCAUUUCUCACGCUCAAUAUGAUGGCAUGUCGUGGCCUCUUAUCCUAAAGUGCUUUAGGGAAGCCUAUUUAGGAUUGUCGUUGAGUCCAACUUUGAGCUUCUCCAGCUAUGUAUCGUAUAUACUCGAACGAGCCGCCCAGUCGCGCAAGUAUUGGACUAAACUCCUUCAGGGAUCAAGAAUGGCCCAGAUUUCCACGACAUUAGCAGCACACCGCUCGCCACAAGCGGAGACCCUCAAAACCCAUAUUGGAAAAACUCUCCCAAUGCCCAUUUCACCAAAAGGAAUCACUGUUGCAUCCCUUGUGAGCUCCGCUUGGUCACUUGUCCUUAGGAACCUUACUGGAAGUAUGGAUGUCGUGUAUGGUUUCAUCGUCGCCGGGCGCAACGCUAGUAUUCCUCAGAUUCAGGAAGUUGCUGGGCCCUGCAUGAAUACCGUCCCAGUUCGAAUCCGUUUCUUCCCGGCAUGGACAACUACCGACCUUCUGCAUCAUGUCAUGGACCAGCACCUUUCCAUGGGGGAAGCAGAUUCUUUGGGAUUUCAGGACAUAGUACAGAACUGCACUCAGUGGCCAACUGAGACUAAAAUUGAUUCGCUGCUCCAGUACCAUGAUAUUGACGAAACCCCAGAAAUUUCCCUGUCCGAAGACGAAAGCUGUAGCGUUGCAAAGCUGGACUGGUUCAGAAAGCCGUAUGCUGUACCGACCAAUAUCGAAGUAUCAGCGCGGCCAAAAGGCGACCGCCUUGAGAUAUCAAUUACUGCUGACGGUCGCUUGAUUGAUAUGGAGUCAGCAAACAUAGUUUUAACAAUGUUUGAGAGUGCUAUAAACAGCCUUUCAGGUGGCCGUGAACUGAUGUUGACAAAAAUGAAAUUUUCAUCUCUCACAUCCUGCCCGCACCACCAACCAAAAGCACCUGACAUCUGUGCAUCUGCUUACUUGACCUUCCAGGUACUGCGCUUGAUGUUCAAGAUGGGAUAG
Coccidioides immitis RS is the source of this 7365-nucleotide messenger RNA. Its product is annotated as amino acid adenylation domain-containing protein. Gene Ontology annotation, biological process: secondary metabolite biosynthetic process; amino acid activation for nonribosomal peptide biosynthetic process. The transcript is spliced from 3 exons. The record is from RefSeq and is a predicted model, not a curated record. NCBI's taxonomy places the organism in Eukaryota, Fungi, Ascomycota, Eurotiomycetes, Onygenales, Onygenaceae. Gene Ontology annotation, cellular component: cytoplasm. Gene Ontology annotation, molecular function: phosphopantetheine binding; catalytic activity. The coding region runs from base 1 to 7365 and encodes 2454 amino acids.